Messenger RNA from Mizuhopecten yessoensis (Yesso scallop), 2305 nucleotides. RefSeq names its product probable D-lactate dehydrogenase, mitochondrial. Gene Ontology annotation, cellular component: mitochondrion. Gene Ontology annotation, molecular function: D-lactate dehydrogenase (cytochrome) activity; FAD binding; D-lactate dehydrogenase (NAD+) activity. The record is from RefSeq and is a predicted model, not a curated record. The coding region runs from base 98 to 1585 and encodes 495 amino acids. The transcript has 12 exons. Lineage: Eukaryota; Metazoa; Mollusca; Bivalvia; Pectinida; Pectinidae. Gene Ontology annotation, biological process: lactate catabolic process.
GAGGCCUUCCGAGAAAUUGAGUUUCCGAAUGUUUGACAGACAGCUCAGCUGAUAAACUCAUAAAGGGAAAUCCGCUGCUGCAAUAUUGAACUUAAAUAUGUAUUGUAAAACAAUUUUCCAGUCUAUAUGUAGACAGUCACGCCGAUUAUACCACAGAUCUGUUGUUGAUAACGCUAUUUCACAGGCAGCAACAAAAUCCAAGAUUCCUGAUCGUUUUGCCCAGGCCGUAGUUGAUAUAGUUGGCAGUGAGAAUGUAUCAACAACCGAUGCUGUUCGGGAACAACAUGGCCAUGAUGAGUCCUAUCAUACCACUUCACCGCCAGACAUUGUGGCUUUUGCUGAGAGUACAGAACAUGUGAGUCAGGUGGCCAAGUUGUGCAAUGACCAUGAAGUGCCACUCAUCCCCUUCGGCAGUGGUACAGGACUGGAGGGAGGCAUAAAUGCAUUGAAGGGAGGACUGUGUCUUGACCUGUCUAAGAUGAAGAAGAUCCUAUCUGUUCACCCUGAAGAUUUUGACUGUACAGUCGAGGCUGGUGUUACCAGGGUCACACUCAACAACUACCUGAGGGACACAGGACUGACAUUUCCCAUUGACCCAGGUGCUGAUGCGUCUGUGUGUGGCAUGUGUGCCACCAGCGCCUCGGGAACAAAUGCUGUGAGGUAUGGAACCAUGAGGGAGAACGUCCUCAACAUGGAAGUAGUCCUCCCUGACGGACGCGUCAUCCACACCGCUGGUAAAGGAAGGCGCACAAAAAAAACAUCAGCAGGAUAUAAUCUCACCAACCUGUUUGUUGGAUCAGAAGGAACUCUUGGAAUCAUUACCCAGGCAACACUUCGUCUCCACGGCAUACCCGAGGCUACAAUAUCAGCAGUCUGCUCCUUCAACACCAUCCAGGAGGCUGUGGAUUCCACUGUCCAGAUCUUACAGAUGGGCAUUCCUAUCGCCAGGAUAGAAUUUCUGGACGAGGUGUCAGUAGAUGCAUGCAAUAGAUACAGCAAGCUGGACAUGAAGGUGGCGCCCUCUUUGUUCUUCGAGUUCACAGGAAGUCCUGAUACACUGGACAAACAGGCUGAGGUUGUCAAGGAUAUUGCAUCAAUGAAUGGUGCAUCCGAGUUUAAGUGGGCUUCAAAGCCAGAGGAGAGGAACCAACUAUGGAAGGCUAGACAUGACAUUCUGUAUGCCUGUAUGGCUCUCAACCCAGGCAGUAAGCCCUACUCUACAGAUGUUUGUGUACCUAUAUCCAAUUUACCAGAGGUCAUAACAAGGUCAAAGGAGGCCAUACAGAAGGCUGGUGUUAUUGGUCCGAUCGUUGGUCAUGUUGGGGAUGGUAAUUUUCACGUCUUUUUCCCCACCGAUCGCUCAAACCCUGAGGAGGUGAAGAAGAUCAGUGAUGUUUCUGUGUACAUGGCUCAAAUCGCCAUGGAGCUGGAUGGCACCUGUACGGGGGAACACGGUAUCGGGAUGGGUAAACGUGGCCUCCUUCAGCAAGAGAUUGGAGAUGAAGGUAUGGAGGUGAUGAAGCAACUGAAGAGCACAUUCGACCCCAAAGGAAUCAUGAAUCCGGGGAAAGUCUUUCCUGAGUAAUCAUGACUUAUGUUGUCAGUAGUGACGAGUUUGAGGUGAUUCCAGUUCAGAAGUUCAGUGUGGAAAGAACAGGGGUUCUUAUGUUAUCACCUUAGCAUCCACAUUUGUGUUGUAAAGUUGUGGUGCAAGUGUUGAAAUAUUGAAAGCGUUCAGUAUUUGUGCUAGGAUGAUGGUAUUUGUCACGACAGUUCCCAAGGGGUGAAACAUUUAGGCAUUGGAAUCAAGAUUGCAAAAAAAAAAAGAAUAAAAAACUGUUUGCAGAUCUGGUUUUAACCUCACCAUCCAUAAUAUAAUAUUACAGGUGCCCCCAAUUCUCCCAUAUUAUUAAUUAAAGUAUAGCCCUUAUAGGUGACCUCAACAGGUUUUGGCUCUUGUUAGAAACUGUUUUCAUCACAAAGAUGCCAUCAAUAUCAAAAUGUUAUGGAUAUUAUUUUCUCAUUGAUAUAUGGGAAAAAAAUGGUAUUGAUAUCAUUGUAGACUAUUGGGUAAAAACAUAACACUGAAAAUUGGUAUGAAAUCUUUGUUCUUGAAUAAAAGAAAUCCUAAAACUAAAAGAAAAAGAUUUGUCUUUUAGUACUUUCUUUCCAUGAGAUCUACAGAUUUUAUAGGAUUUAUUUUUGGUUGUGAUGCCAUGAAACAGUGACUAUUACUGUACAUACAGAUAUUUUAUAUACACAGAUAAUAGAUCCCUGAAAUUUCAUAAUCAACUAUUCCAACCUU